Molecule: messenger RNA, 333 nt
Organism: Puccinia triticina
Lineage: Eukaryota; Fungi; Basidiomycota; Pucciniomycetes; Pucciniales; Pucciniaceae
Exons: 4
Coding region: 1-333 (110 amino acids)
Source: RefSeq, a predicted model, not a curated record
AUGGUCUACGUUCUCCUCAUCUUCCUACUUAUCGGACAAUAUGCUGCUAUGAGCCCCGUGCCGGCAGAAGGGAUCAGUUUGCCAGUAGCAGAGUCUUCCCUUCUGCCUGGAUGUCCAGUUCUGAUCAACGCAGGAUCAGACGCAAAAGAUGAUACUUUUUCCCCGCCAAUUAGUACUCUGCCCUAUGAGAUCAAAGAACAGGAAGAUGACGACCUUGAGAAGGCCAAUCAUCAAAUCAAUCACGGUUUCACGGUACCCCAAGGUCAUCCGGGAAGAACCGCCCAACAUCGCAGUAUCACUAAGCCCCAGAAAUUCACUUCAGAAAUUAACUAG